Molecule: messenger RNA, 1316 nt
Organism: Cynara cardunculus var. scolymus (artichoke)
Lineage: Eukaryota; Viridiplantae; Streptophyta; Magnoliopsida; Asterales; Asteraceae
Product: vacuolar protein sorting-associated protein 26B-like
Exons: 12
Coding region: 184-1092 (302 amino acids)
Biological process (GO): intracellular protein transport; retrograde transport, endosome to Golgi
Cellular component (GO): endosome; retromer complex
Source: RefSeq, a predicted model, not a curated record
AUCUGUCAAAUGUUUUUUUUGUUAACUAAACUUUUGGUGCGUCUCCGAUCUCUGCCAUCGUCGUCAGCUCACGAGAUCACUUCCUCAGUUCACAGAUCCGGCCACCGGUUUCUUCCACCAACGUUCCGGGUUUAAGACCGAGUCAAAGUAAGACAUUGGGAGUGGGAAUCUAUCGUUGGCGGAAUGAAUUACAUUUUAGGAGCUUUCAAGCCGUCUUGUAAUAUUUCAAUCACACUUAAUGAUGCCAAAACUCGCAAGCAGGUUCCGUUGAAGAAGGAAAACAGUCAGACAGCAAUGGUCCCCCUUUUCCAAAGUCGAGAAAGCAUUGCUGGGAAGAUUUCCGUAGAACCAGUGCAAGGGAAGAAGGUUGAACAUAAUGGUAUUAAAAUAGAACUCCUCGGUCAGAUUGAAAUUUAUUUUGACAGAGGCAACUUUUAUGAUUUCACCUCUCUUGUUCGUGAACUGGAUGUUCCUGGUGAAAUAUAUGAAAGGAAAACAUUUCCUUUUGAAUUUUCCACGGUUGAAAUGCCGUAUGAGACAUACAAUGGUGUGAAUGUGCGACUUAGGUAUGUUCUGAAGGUAACAAUCAGUCGGGGAUAUGCUGGUAGCAUAACAGAAUACCAAGAUUUUGUGGUUCGCAACUAUAGUCCAGCUCCAUCAAUCAACAACAGCAUCAAGAUGGAAGUUGGAAUAGAAGACUGUCUUCAUAUCGAGUUUGAGUAUAACAAGAGCAAGUAUCAUUUGAAGGAUGUAAUCAUCGGGAAGAUAUAUUUUCUUCUUGUUAGAAUCAAGUUAAAGAAUAUGGAUCUCGAGAUCAGAAGACGAGAAUCUACUGGUUCUGGGGCCAACACCCAUGUAGAGACAGAGACACUAGCAAAAUUCGAGUUGAUGGACGGUGCUCCUGUCAGAGGUGAAUCUAUACCAAUCAGGCUGUUCCUGAGCCCAUACGAACUGACCCCCACACAUCGCAAUAUUAACAACAAAUUUAGCGUCAAGUAUUAUUUGAAUCUGGUACUUGUUGAUGAAGAAGAUCGCAGGUACUUUAAGCAGCAGGAAAUCACAAUAUAUCGGACUUCAGAUACUUGUUCCUGAUUCACCAAACCGAAAACUCUACCAGCAGCACUGGCUUCUUUUAGACCGCAUAUCAUUUUGUAUAGGAUGUGAGGUAAGUCAUGUAACAUAGGAUUUGGAAUUGCAGGUUUUAGUUGUGGGAGGGAACUCAAAAGCUUCACAAAUAAUGAAAACUACUGUCAUUUCACGUUUCAUUUUGACUCUUCAUGUUAUACAAAGAGUGAUGGUAACCUUAAUUUUGACUC